Messenger RNA from Sarcophilus harrisii (Tasmanian devil), 4379 nucleotides. It is a transcript of the gene LRRTM3, whose product is annotated as leucine rich repeat transmembrane neuronal 3. Bases 1125 to 2873 code for a protein of 582 amino acids. The transcript is spliced from 3 exons. Gene Ontology annotation, cellular component: plasma membrane. The record is from RefSeq and is a predicted model, not a curated record. NCBI's taxonomy places the organism in Eukaryota, Metazoa, Chordata, Mammalia, Dasyuromorphia, Dasyuridae. Gene Ontology annotation, molecular function: protein binding.
UUUAUUUUAUAAUCUCACGGAUUCUCUUUUAUACAUUUAAAAACAUGAUGCUGAAAAGGGUCCCUAGACUUCCUCUGAUCGAGGGGAAUCGAAGACGCAAUUCCUCCCCCUCCCUCCCGCAAAAAAACAAACAAACAAAUAAAUAAAUAAAGGUUAAGAAUCUCCGAAGUGGAUAAUCCCUAAAGUUCCUCCCAGACCUAAAUCUAGGAUCUUCAAAUUCUCCUGGAUCAAAUGAAUGGAUCCAAUCCAGCCCCAGAAAGCCCCGACUCCGAAAUAAGCAGGAAGAGAAAAAAAAAAGUGGCCCCUUUUUGGUCAAGUGGACCACGCCCACCCGUGGCCCCCGCUUGAGCCACCCAGUCACCUCUUCUUUCCCAGCAGAGAGUUUGCUCAUUUACAAGAUAAAAGAGGCUCCCGGUUCUGCACAUGCCCAUAAUAGACUUCACCACUGGAGGCAGCUUUACAUAAGACUGGAUUGGGGGGACCAGAGCAAGCAGUCAGUCAGUCGGGGGAGCUUUCAGCAUGCCAGGCUGCAGAAGGGAGCUGAACUCCUGCACGGUGGCGGCGGCGGACGCGCAGCGGCAGCAGCCAGAGGGGAUGCUACUGGCUUCCGUGCUCCCGGGAAGCGGCAGCUCCGCAGCCGGACCCAGGGCUGCUUAAGGGAAGUAACCGCUGGGCUAUGGAAUACAGAUGUGCUCGCUCUGCUAGCAGAGGCUGGCCCCAAGGAACACGGCAUGUUCUUCUCUGAGCAGAAACUGUAGAAGCAAGUUGUGGUUAGGGGGAGGUUUGGGUGGGUAGGGUUUUUUUUCCCUUUCAUUUUAUCCCCCCCUCCCUUCCUCAAAGUGUAAAGAUGCAAAAACGGAACAUUCAUGAAGAUCCCAUUACCUAGGAGGAAUUUCGACUUCAGCAGCGGAUGCCCACUUGGCAUUUAUUUGUUCUUGGAGGGUUCUGCCUGGCAGGCAAAGAAUAAUGUGCCCAAAUUGGUCCAUCUCCCAAGGGGUCCAAUUUUUCUUCCUGGGUGUCAGCGAGCCCUGACUCACGACAGUGCAGCUGACAGGGGCUGUCAUGCUAGAGGUACCCUAAGCCAAAGCAAAGGACCUAAGGAAGACCUGUGAACAGCACAAAGGAUGGGUUUCAAUGUAAUUAGGCUACUGAGCGGAUCAGCUGUAGCCCUGGUAAUAGCCCCCACUGUGUUACUGACAAUGCUCUCUUCUGCUGAACGAGGAUGCCCUAAGGGCUGUAGGUGUGAAGGCAAAAUGGUAUAUUGUGAAUCUCAGAAAUUACAGGAGAUACCCUCAAGUAUAUCUGCUGGCUGUUUAGGUCUAUCCCUUCGCUAUAACAGCCUUCAGAAACUUAAAUAUAACCAGUUCAAAGGUCUCAACCAGCUCACCUGGCUGUACCUAGACCACAACCAUAUCAGCAAUAUAGACGAGAAUGCUUUUAAUGGCAUACGCAGACUGAAAGAGUUGAUUCUGAGUUCCAAUCGCAUCUCCUAUUUUCUUAACAAUACCUUCAGACCUGUGACCAAUUUACGGAACUUGGACCUGUCCUAUAACCAGCUGCAGUCUCUGGGAUCAGAACAAUUCCGGGGCUUGCGGAAGCUGCUGAGUUUACAUUUGCGGUCCAACUCCCUCCGAACCAUCCCCGUGAGGAUAUUCCAAGACUGUCGCAACCUCGAACUCCUGGACCUGGGCUACAACAGGAUCCGAAGCCUGGCCAGGAACGUCUUUGCGGGCAUGAUCCGCCUGAAAGAACUUCACCUAGAGCAUAAUCAGUUUUCCAAGCUCAACCUGGCCCUGUUCCCCAGGCUGGUCAGCCUGCAGAACCUCUAUCUACAAUGGAAUAAAAUCAGUGUCAUAGGGCAGACCAUGUCGUGGACCUGGAGUUCCUUGCAGAGGCUGGAUCUGUCAGGGAACGAGAUCGAAGCCUUCAGCGGCCCCAGCGUUUUCCAGUGUGUCCCCAAUCUCCAACGCCUCAACCUGGAUUCCAAUAAGUUGACAUUUAUCGGGCAGGAGAUUUUAGAUUCUUGGAUAUCCCUCAAUGACAUUAGCCUGGCCGGGAAUAUAUGGGAAUGCAGCAGGAAUAUCUGCUCCCUGGUCAACUGGCUGAAAAGUUUCAAAGGGCUGCGGGAAAACACCAUCAUCUGCGCCAGCCCCAAAGAGCUCCAAGGGGUGAACGUGAUCGAUGCCGUGAAAAAUUACAGCAUCUGUGGCAAAAGUACCACGGAGAGGUUCGAGCUGGCCAGGGCUCUGCCCAAACCCACCUUCAAACCCAAGCUGCCCAGGCCCAAGCACGAGAGCAAGCCCCCCGCCCCCCCUACAGUGGGGGCCACCGAGCCGGGCCCAGAGAGCGACCCGGAGGACACGGAACACAUCUCCUUCCACAAGAUCAUCGCCGGCAGCGUGGCCCUGUUCCUGUCAGUGCUAGUGAUCCUGCUGGUAAUCUAUGUGUCCUGGAAGCGCUACCCGGCCAGCAUGAAGCAGCUGCAGCAGCGAUCACUCAUGCGGAGACACAGGAAAAAGAAGAGGCAGUCCCUCAAACAGAUGACCCCCAGCACCCAGGAAUUCUACGUUGAUUACAAGCCCACCAACACAGAGACCAGCGAGAUGCUGCUGAAUGGCACAGGACCCUGCACCUACACCAAGUCAGGCUCCAGGGAGUGUGAGAUACCUUUGUCAAUGAAUGUGUCAACCUUUCUCGCAUAUGACCAGCCCACAAUCAGUUACUGUGGGGUGCAUCAUGAUCUCCUCUCCCAUAAGCCCUUUGAAACGAACGCACAGGAAGAAACGAUGGAAAGCCACCUAGAGACUGACCUGGAUCUGAGCACAAUCACCACAGCUGCCCGAAUCAGUGAACAUACUCAACAGCUGGCUUAAUUAAACUCUUUGGGAGCAGAGGGAAACCAUCAAACUCUAUGUUACCCGAAGGACAGAAACGGAGGAAGAUUUGGUUUUUCAUUAUGGAUUCCAAAAACCCCUGUUCCAAUAAGCAAAACAGAAACAAAACAAAACAAACAAAAAAAUGAGAACUGAGAGCGAGUCCCGAAUUGAUAAGAUGCGAAUUGUUUCAAGUUGACACUUUGUAAUUAGCUAAGUUGUGCAGUAUUUUUUUGACUUAAACAGAGUAUGACCCUGGGGAAGACAAGAAUCUUUUUUCAGAACUCAUCCUACCUACCUGUUAAAAAAAAGAAGAAAGAAAAAAGAAAAAAAACUGUACAGAGCUAAUGUAUUUUUCAUAUUGUAAAGUUUCAAUUAUUAAGAGCAAUUGGUAUGUACAGUACCAUGAUUUAAUUACAUUUUGCUUUACAAAUUUCUGUUUCUAAAAUUUUAAAUUAACAAUGAGUCUUUCCUGUGUUCUUCCGAGUUGCUCCAUUUUGUAGGGACUGGUUUUGUUACUGCUUUGGGUCCCAGAAAACGCGACUCUGGGAAUCAGUGAUGGGCAGAUAGAUCCUACAUUAUUUUUACCAAGUUUGCCGUGUAGAAUUUUAUCUACUCGCUUCAGAAAUAAUACAUUAAUCAAAAGUGGGGGGGGAGUUUAAUUGCUCAGAUUUGUGAGAGGUUCUUCAGUGACAGAGACAUUUUUUUCCCUUGCAAAUGAAAAUCAGAGGAGUGUUUUUUAAAUGGUUCUCAGACUUCCUGUUGCCUUGAAUCACAACCUAGUUUCUAAGCAGCAAAAUGUUAAUGAUAAAGAGGGAUAUUUUAACAACACAUUUCUGAAUGAACGACUCAUUAUUUUAUUCUUUUGAGUAAUAUAAUAUUGAUAUUGAAGGGUCAGCAAAGGUAUUGGCUGGGCAUCAGCAGAGACAAAGGUCAUAAUUGGACCGAUGGAUACAUGCACAUGUUUUAAAACAAAAGAGAAAUAUUGCUGAUAGUAUAAUUGAUUAAAAUAUAUACUAUGUCAAAUGAAUUAACAUAGAAAGUAUUGUGCAAACUUUAAAUCUGAGAUAUUAUUUUAUUUUCCUGGCCUAUAUGUCAAUAUUUGUUUUCUACUUAAUCCAAGGAGAUUUUUUUUGGUUCUUUUUGUUUUUUCUUGUUGUUGUUGUUGUUCUUUUGUUUGUUUUGUUUUGUUUGCAGGAGGAGCUACAAUUUCAUCAGUUUUGGUAAAGCCCAAUAUGGAAACCCAUCCACUGAUGUAAAUGAGCAACUCUUCUAUAACUCUGAGUUGCCUGGGCCCUAAGAUAGAACAAAUACAAAAUUAAUGUCUAAGUAAGGACUAGAAACCAGUUUUUCCUGCUUCUUUCUAUCUCCUAUUCCUGGCUACCUCUUCAAAUGAGUUUUACCCUUUAAAAAAUGAGCAAAUAACUAGUCAUUGCAAUGAUUAGAUUGCACUGGGGGAACCUUAAAGGAAAAACAUCAUUGGUUUUCCUUCCUUCCUUCCUUCCU